AUGGAUUCAUGGUAUUUGCCUUGGCUUCUGCUGAGCGAGGUUCUCUUUGUGGUGGCUGGCCUGGCUCAUCUUGGAAGCUUUGUAAUAGAUAUAGAUGGUGGCAAGGACAAGGACAUAUUUGACAUCAAUGAAGCUUUGGGACUGAACCUUUUUGAGGGAGACAUCAAUCUUGAGGGGAAAGAAAGAAAUUCCAUUAUUGGUGAUCAAUAUAGAUGGCCUCACACCAUCCCUUACGUCCUUGAAGACAGUCUGGACAUGAAUGCCAAAGGAGUUAUCCUGAAUGCACUUGAACGGUAUCGUUUAAAAACCUGCAUUGACUUUAAGCCGUGGGAAGGGGAAGACAACUACAUUUCAGUGUUCAAAGGAAGUGGGUGCUAUUCUUCAGUAGGGAAUAGACAUGUUGGCAAACAGGAACUUUCCAUAGGAUCUGGUUGUGACAGAAUAGCCACAGUUCAACAUGAGUUCCUCCAUGCCCUGGGAUUCUGGCAUGAACAAUCUCGUUCAGAUCGAGAUGACUAUGUCACAAUAAUGGAGGACAGAAUUGAGUCAGGAAAGGAGCACAAUUUCAAUACUUAUGAUGACACAGUAUCAGACUCUCUGAAUGUUCCCUAUGACUACAUAUCCGUGAUGCACUACAGCAAAACUGCCUUCCAAAAUGGAACAGAACCAACAAUCGUGACCAAGAUCCCUGACUUCUUGGAUGUGAUCGGACAACGAAUGGAUUUCAGCGAUUAUGACCUUGAGAAACUGAGUCGGCUCUACAACUGCUCUUCUUCCUUAACCUUUUUGGACUCAUGUGAUUUCGAACUGGAAAAUAUCUGUGGCAUGAUUCAAAAUUCAGAAGAUAAUGGUGACUGGCAGAGGGUUUCACAGGUGUCUGGUGGGCCUGACACUGAUCAGUCAUACCAGGGCAAGUGCAAAGACUCCGGCUUCUUUAUGCACUUUGACAGCAGCUCUGUGAACGUGGGGGAAAAGGCAGUCCUGGAAAGCCGCAUAUUUUAUCCCAAGAGAGAGUUUCAGUGCUUGCAGUUUUUUUACUACAACAGCGGUAGCACUGAUGACCAGCUCAAGAUCUACGUCAGGGAGUAUACCUCAGACAAUGGUGAUAGCUCCCUCACUCUGGUGGAUGAAGUGAAAGAUGCACCCAUUGGGAGCUGGCAACUCUAUCAUGUACCAUUGGCAGUUACCACCAAAUUCAGGGUGGUAUUUGAAGGAACUCGAGGUACUGGCACAACAACUGGUGGUCUCUCCAUCGAUGACAUCAAUCUUUCAGAAACACGUUGUCCUCAUUAUGUGUGGAAGAUAGACAAUUUUUCACAAUACAGUAACUCAAAUGAAGGCAUCGUUAGCCCACCGUUUUAUUCUCCUCUAGGCUAUGCCUUUGAGGUUUGGUUAGAUGUACGUGAUGAGACCAACAUAGGGAUAUAUUUCUCCCUGAUCUCUGGAGCCAAUGAUGAACAGUUACAGUGGCCGUGUCCAUGGCAACAAGCCACAAUGACGCUAUUGGAUCAGAAUCCUGAUAUUCGUCGGCGCAUGUCCAACCAGAGGAGUGUGACUACAGAUCCCACUGAGAAAACUGAUGAUGAAGACUUUCUUUGGGACAAGCCCUCCAUAGUAGGAGUGACAGCAACUUUCCCUAAUGGAACAUCAUAUAGCAGAGGUCCACGAUAUGGAACCAGUAACUACAUAAGUCGCCUAAGGAUGCAAAGCAGAGAUUUUAUCAAAGGAGAUAAUGCUUACAUGCUUCUGACUGUGGAAGAUAUAUCAAAUCUCCUUUCUACUGAACCAUCACCUGUCCCUUCAAAGGAGCCAGUCACUCCAACGAAUCCUGAAGCAAAUCUCUGUGAGAACUUCGUUUGUCAGAAUGAUGGCGUCUGUGUUAUCCGUGAUGACAAAGCAGAAUGCAGGUGUCAAUCAGGGAAAGACUGGUGGUAUGUUGGAGAAAAAUGUGAGACUAAGGGCUCCACCAGGGACACCAUCGUUAUCGCAGUUUCAUCCACUGUGGCUGUAUUUGCUGUUAUGCUGAUAGUGACUCUUGUGAGCAUCUACUGUGUUAAGAAGAAAUACAGAAAAAUGAGCAGUGCCAAUAUAUCUGAUAUGACCUUAGGAAAUAAGAACACAUCUUUCUGAAAAUAUUUUUGAAGAUAUUAAACAGCAACAACAUCGACAACAAAAAUAAAUUGGAAAAUGCCUUGCCUACUCAUCAUGGAUUCACCCAGGAACAAAUUUCAGCUGUGGGAAAUGACAGUUUUUGUAACUUGUAAUCAUUUUUACUCUUCUGAAAAUAUGCUCUCAGUCAAUAAUUGGAAGUAUUAUCAAUGGAUUUUCUUUUUCAU
Messenger RNA from Trichosurus vulpecula (common brushtail), 2336 nucleotides. It is a transcript of the gene MEP1B, whose product is annotated as meprin A subunit beta. The coding region runs from base 1 to 2130 and encodes 709 amino acids. Gene Ontology annotation, biological process: proteolysis. The record is from RefSeq and is a predicted model, not a curated record. The transcript has 15 exons. Lineage: Eukaryota; Metazoa; Chordata; Mammalia; Diprotodontia; Phalangeridae. Gene Ontology annotation, cellular component: membrane. Gene Ontology annotation, molecular function: protein binding; zinc ion binding; metalloendopeptidase activity.